This is a messenger RNA of Symbiodinium sp. CCMP2592, 3084 nucleotides long. The record is from the annotation of a GenBank genome assembly. Lineage: Eukaryota; Dinophyceae; Suessiales; Symbiodiniaceae.
AUGCUUAGACUGCCUCCAUCAGCGGUUGCGAGGAGGAUCGUCGCUUUUGUGUUUUUUGCUUUAACCUACAGCCGUGCAGAUACCCUAGCUGUUGAGAAGAUGGCUUUGGUGGAUGCGGUCAACGACAUUGUAAUUGCAGAAUUCGACCCUCUUGAGUCUGGGACUACAUUGUACCUGGACGAGCUCCCUGCACAGAUCAAUGUUGCCGCCACUACCGUUCACAGUGUCGGAAGCGUGCGGUUCAAAGUCAACGGAGGCCACUUCAGAACUGAGACCAAUCCACCCUAUGCCCUGGCUGGGGAUAGUGGAGGUAAUUAUCACGACUGGGGGCCAUCGCCGGGGACGUACCUCAUUGGUGCCCAGGCCUUUCAGAAUGCUGGUGGCAACGGAGAUUCUGGGACCGAACAUCUGAUCGUCGUUACUGUUGCUGCUACUCGCCCUGUGACAACAUCGACGAUCACCACAAGUUCCUCGGUCACCACAAGCUCCUCAACUUGGUCGUUCACAUCUAGCUCUAGCACGACUACUGAAAGCAGCUCAACGUCGACAACAUCGCUCUCCACAAGCAGCUCAUCUAGCUCUAGCGCUACUACUCAGAGCAGCUCAACGUCGACAACAUCGCUCUCCACAAGCAGCUCAUCUAGCUCUAGCGCGACUACUGAGAGCAGCUCAACGUCGACAGCAUCGCUCUCCACAAGCAGCUCAUCAGCCACCUUCACCACGACCUCAACUGCCACAGAGUCUUCAACCACAUCUACGUCAUUGACAUCAUCGCCGUCAAGCACCACAAGCACCACGAUCUCUUCGCUUACGGGGACUGUAAGCAGCUCGACAUCCACUACAUCUUUGUCAACAAGCACCUCGUUCACAGCCACCACUACGCUCCCAUCGACAUCAAGCAGUUCGACAUCCGCCACAGUUAGUACCACACUUUCAACCACAGCCUCGUUUUCGAACACCAUCUCGACUUCAAGUACAGUCUCGAUAUCAACAAGCAGUUCAGUGUCAACUACGACUUCAACAUCAACAAGCAGCUCAACAUCUACACUUUCGUUCAGCUCCUCUUCCACAGCAGUCUCUUCCUCAACCACCACGACUACAGCUACAUCAGCUUCAGUCACGAAGACGCCAUGCACUUCGACAUCUACCAUGCAUUUGAGCGGUACAACUUCGUCGUGGUCCAACGCUUGCAAUACAUCCUUUGAGCUGCCGAGGGUUGUACUUCCUGACAGCCUUAUGCAAAGCACGCAUGGGGAGAUCUUGUCCAAAUCGCUGGAGGCUGCUACAAAGUUCAUUUGCGAGGAUGGUGACUUACAUGGCACGACAACAGCAGUUGGGGCAGUGACCGCGAUGAAGCUGACCGCACAGACACACCCGGCGGUGCUGGAACUGAACACAAGCGAAGACAGCUUGCCCAUGAAGAUCAUACUUCCGCCAAGCCUGCUGCAGACUUUGCUCCAAAGUGGCAACGCAAUGAUGGUUUUCACAGAGGUGGCGCCGGAGCUAGCUCCAGCCUUUGCUUCGCAGGGGGUUGACGGAGAAGAUGUGGUUCUGCUGUCGCGGCUUGUGGAGCUCUCCUUCAUCAGCGAGAAUGCUGGAGCUUUGACUCUUCUGAACGUUUCUGGAAGCGAGGGCAUCGUGUUCUCGAUCGCUUCCCGCGCUCCGCUUGAGGACGAAAGGUGUGGAUUCUUCGACCCCGAACUGGGUGCUUGGUCCGAAGAGGGAAUCGACUUCUUGGCCCACUACGAGGUUCAUGGCGAAAGCAUCAACCGUUCCUGGUGCCGGACUACACACACAUCCCUCUUUGCACUCCUCCAGACGCUACCUUUUGACCGGGCCAUUGGGGGAGGAGUCUUCAUCGACGUAGAAAGCUAUGCAGGGGCUGUGGUGCUCUGCAUCACUCUCGCAGUUAUAUGUUGUUUGCUUCUCUGCAUUGUUUUGCUCCGACGCGUGCGGAAGCCAACCUCCGGACAUGUCACACUGGUGGCACGGAAGCUUGCGCAUGGCCGCAAAGAAAAGGCACGCACACUUUCCUUUAAACUCAGCGACCUGCCGGGCGAAGUGGAUGAGGAGGGGAGGCCAGCCCAGCCAAAGGUCCACGUGAGGUGGGAGGAGGACCUCAGCAUACUGGAAGACCUACAUUGCCUGCGCCGGGGCCGCCGUCAGGUUGUUGUGAACCUCAACAUCGGGCCACCUCAGCACAAGGUGGAUUCGGCCGACUCCUAUCGAGAUCCUCUUCGGGAGACGGUUCGACCGAAGUUUUCUGCAAAUGUGGAUGCAGGUGCUCAGCUGGAGAGAGAGUCCUCGGAGACCGAGCUCGCCAACGAGCUGGUGCUUGCAGGGUUGGAUGACGCAGUGGACGUCAUCUCCGCAGGGGUGGAUGAUCUCUACUUCUUGGAGACCGACUCCAUUGUCUCUGCGGGGCUGGAUGGCUUCGUGUAUGUGCCUCCGUGUGAAGCCUACCGAGAAGGUGAAUGGGUCCUGUACUUUUCUUCGACUCUGGCGUGCAUGGUGCCAGCUAGAGUUGCAGGGCCAGGCACCUUCCGAAGCGACGACCCGAGCGAGCUACCCUCCUAUGCUUGCCGUAUCGGCGUCCGAAACCAGCUAAGGGAGGCUGUACCUCUGCGAGCCCUACGACCGGUACUGGAGGCGGGCGAGCACGUGGAGGUUUAUUCUGCGAAGGCUUGGACCCCUGGAGUGGUACGGACCACGCCGCCCAUCCGCCGCCCGCCACACCUUUGGACUUUCCGGGUGAGGCUCGAGGACCAGAAGAGUCAGGACCUGGAGGUUCCUUUGACCAUGCUUCGACGUCGGUUUUUGGCGGGCGAGCAGGUGGAAGCCUACCUGGGUCGUGGAGCUGGUUGGGUCCCAGCCAUCGUUAGCGAUACGGUGGUUGAAAUCCCCCUCGCCACCGCAUGGUCACAGAGGUCGGAAGCCUCUAUGACUUCCGUUCCGUCCAUUUUGGACAUGGACCUUCAGCUUGCCAACCUGGACGCCACCGUGCGGAUCUUCCUUGAUUCCGCGAAGCAAGAGGUGGAGCUUCCAACCUCCCAGCUGCGAAGUUGUCGUCAGUCAAAGCUGUAG